UGUCCGAUCGGAGUUGUUUAUUUAUUAUUUGGUUCAUAGCAUGCAUAGAGAUUAGAUAUGAAUCAGUAUGUUUCGUUUUCUCGCGAAUAAAACGUUAUGGCAAGAAAUUUACAUACGUUUCUGUUAAAAAAAUGCCAAAAUCCAGUUUGGAUACAAGCGAGAAAUGUGUCCCAGUAUUACACAAUUGAUGAACAUAUUUUUGGCCUGCAACCGGAACAGAUUCAGUUGAGAGAUUCGAUAUUCGAUUUCGCGCAAAAUGAACUCGCACCCAAAGCAAGUGAAAUCGACAGAACCAACAAUUUCGAUGACCUGCGGAGUUUUUGGAAAAAGUUAGGCGAUUUGGGCGCCCAUGGCAUAACGGUUCAUACGGACUAUGGAGGAACUGGUGGAACCUACACCGAUCACGUGAUUAUUAUGGAGGAAUUGUCGAGAGCCAGCGCCGCAAUUGCGCUCUCAUACGGGGCCCAUUCUAAUUUGUGCAUUAACCAAAUACAUCGAAAUGGUACCCGAGAGCAAAAGUUAAAAUUUCUACCCAAAUUAUGUUCUGGCGAACAUAUCGGAGCUUUGGCAAUGUCUGAACCCGGUGCUGGAUCUGACGUCGUCUCGAUGAAACUGAGGGCGGAUAAACGCGGCGAUCAUUAUUUGCUGAACGGGAACAAAUUUUGGAUAACAAAUGGACCGGAUGCCGAUGUUUUAGUCGUGUACGCAAAAACUGACCAGAAAGCAAAGAAAUCGAGCCAAGGAAUAUCGGCUUUCGUCGUCGAGAAAGGUUUCGAAGGUUUUAAAACUGGACCCAAAUUGGAUAAACUCGGAAUGAGAGGGUCUAACACUUCGGAACUGAUUUUCGAAGACUGCAAAAUACCUAAGGAAAACGUAUUGGGGUCGGAGAAUAAAGGUGUUUACGUCUUAAUGAGUGGCUUAGACCUCGAACGGCUAGUCCUCGCAGCCGGACCUGUGGGGAUCAUGCAAGCCUGUUGCGACGUAGCGUUCUCCUAUGCCCACGUGAGAAAACAAUUUAAUACCAGGAUAGGGGAAUUCCAAUUAAUCCAGAAAAAAAUGGCCGAUAUGUACACUACGUUAGGUGCCGCCCGAAGCUAUUUGUACAACGUUGCCAGAGCAUGCGAUCGCAACAAAGUCAACAGCAAGGACUGCGCGGGGGUGAUUUUGCACUGCGCAGAAAGAGCGACGGAAAUGGCAUUAGACUCGAUCCAGAUAUUAGGUGGGAACGGGUAUAUAAACGACUAUCCCACAGGAAGGUUUUUAAGGGACGCUAAACUGUACGAGAUCGGGGCGGGGACUUCGGAAGUGAGACGGAUGGUGAUAGGUAGGGCCAUCAACACAGAAUACUCGUAAUUUUUAA
Molecule: messenger RNA, 1360 nt
Organism: Cylas formicarius (sweet potato weevil)
Lineage: Eukaryota; Metazoa; Arthropoda; Insecta; Coleoptera; Brentidae
Product: isovaleryl-CoA dehydrogenase, mitochondrial
Exons: 8
Coding region: 97-1353 (418 amino acids)
Biological process (GO): L-leucine catabolic process
Cellular component (GO): mitochondrion
Molecular function (GO): flavin adenine dinucleotide binding; 3-methylbutanoyl-CoA dehydrogenase activity
Source: RefSeq, a predicted model, not a curated record